AUGUCCGUGAUACUCUCAGAUCCGUAUCGAGGCUUUGCAAUUCACUAUACUUCUCCGGAAAAGCCUGAUGAUCAUGAUUUGAUUGUGUUCGGUUCGCCUCAGUCGCAGCUGCGCUCCAAGCUGAUGAGCGGGCCUCCCUUUCCCACUGCAAACACUCUUCUUUCUUUUGGCACACACCCGCUGGCGGUACUGCCUCGUACUGUCUCUCAGGUGGGGGGCCACAAUGACCCUCAAUCGGGCUAUGUCACCGCGCAUCAGAUGCUCCCGCAUCAGCUACCACCGCACUAUGGCUACAAGAUAGCGACUCCGCAAGCAAGCAGGAAACGGUCCCGAUCCGGAAACGAAGAAGAUAUUGGCAGUGACAUCGAUCGCAAUGUUGGAAUCCGCCAAUCUCUGCCUCCAUUGUCUGCUGGUGGCUCCUCCGUUUCUGCAGUAGAACCUCCAAAGAUUUUAUACCCGGUGCACAGCGAGUCCUCGGUUCGUCACCCGUCUUCGGGUCACGAGUUCCCUUCGCCUAUUUCUCUGCCCAUUCCACAGAGCCAUCACCACCACGGUCUCCCUCCACAGGCCCUCCUGCAGACAGGCGGCCAUGGCCUGGAUCCCAACUCGCCCCCAUUGUCAGGACCACCCAGCGUCGUGGGUCAACCUGGAAUGCCCGAACCAGCGCCGAGGCCCCGCGGUCCGAAGCUCAAGUUUACUCCAGAGGAAGAUGCAUUGCUGUUGGACCUCAAGGAGGACAAGAACUUGACCUGGAAACAGAUCGCGGACUUCUUCCCGGGCAGGACAAGUGGUACUCUGCAAGUCCGAUACUGCACAAAGUUGAAGGCCAAGGAUGUGGUAUGGACGGAUGAAAUGGUGCACCGGCUUCAUCGCGCAAUGGAGGAGUAUGAGACUGAUCGAUGGCGCAUCAUUUCCGGAAAGGUUGGCAACGGGUUCACUCCAGCGGCGUGUAAAGAGCAGGCGAGCCAUUUUGAAUGA
Molecule: messenger RNA, 978 nt
Organism: Penicillium cinerascens
Lineage: Eukaryota; Fungi; Ascomycota; Eurotiomycetes; Eurotiales; Aspergillaceae
Product: SANT/Myb-like DNA-binding domain-containing protein
Exons: 2
Coding region: 1-978 (325 amino acids)
Source: RefSeq, a predicted model, not a curated record